Molecule: messenger RNA, 2498 nt
Organism: Arachis duranensis
Lineage: Eukaryota; Viridiplantae; Streptophyta; Magnoliopsida; Fabales; Fabaceae
Product: inactive poly [ADP-ribose] polymerase RCD1
Molecular function (GO): NAD+ poly-ADP-ribosyltransferase activity
Source: RefSeq, a predicted model, not a curated record
AAAAUUAGAAAAAAGAAAAGAGAGAGAGGAAACAAAGUGGUAGGGCUGUUGUGUUUUGUGUGUGUUGAUUAUUUUGUGCGCAGAUUCCAUGGUAAGGAGCAGGGCUGUUUCAGAGAAAAGAAUGUGCAGUAUGAACCCUAAAUUCGGUGAUGGGAUCUUCCAACUAUUCUUGAUGUCAUGGUCUUCACUAUCACUGCCACAGUUUGUUUAAAACUGCUGAAGAUCUACAGUUCAUUUUGACUGCUGCAACUAAACUUUUAUAUUUAAAAGUGUGUAUAGAUAUUGAUUUAGUCGUUAGAAAUGGAAUCCAAAACCGCAAAGGCAUUGGAUAGGGUUGUGCUCAAUCUGAAGCGAAAGCGAGCUGCCCAGUAUGUUGCAUAUUUGAAUGGAGGUUCACGAUCAGUGUUUCCUCAGUGUCCAUCAUUUGGGUUACCAACAAACAGGGUUGGCAAACGAAUGAGAUUGGGCAGACAUAAAAGCAAGACAACAAACUCUGGGAUCCAUAUUGGACAGUCAUUAGUUAGGUACUAUUUAAACUAUAAAAGGAGUGGAAGGCCAGAACGUUUGAUGUUCUAUCAGAAUGGUGAAUGGCUAGACUUCCCCAAGGAUGUUGUUGACUUUGUUAAGAAAGACCUUCAAGUGAAGAAGGAGGCUGUGGAGGUAGAGUUAAAUGAUCAUCAUCUUGUUCUAGAUUUUUUGCACAUGUACCGGAUGGAUUUGAAGACUGGUUUGCAGCAGCCUAUUGCUUGGAUUGAUGAGAAAGGGUGCUGCUUUUUCCCUGAAAUCUAUGCUGCUUGUACUGAACCUUAUCAUUUCUGCCGACCAGAGGUUGGAAAAGGUCAUGACUCGAAUGAAAUAAAAUUACAUUUAGAAAUUGAAAUAAAUGGGGGGGAUGAAUCCAAGUUGAGGGAAUGCAGUGGGGAAACCAAUGCCCUAGUUCAGCAUAUUGAGGUGGAUGCUAAACAAGCCUGCAGUCAAUAUGAAGUAGGAGUUGAAGAUAGCAAUAACAAAAUGGACUCUGGAAAUGGUGGUGAAGCCACUAAGAAAAAUAAAAAUACUGGUUUCAAUGCUUAUAGUGAAUUUUUAUAUGGAAAGUUAGAUGUGGAUACUGUACAGAUUAUGUUCCUCAAUGGAAUGAGUAGUUUUGGAAGUACUGACAUAGUUGAAAUUUCUCGUUGUUCCAUUCCGUUGAUGCAACCACGAUUGGAGCUAUUCCAGAAGCAAGCAGAGAUUACUAAAAGCUGUCGUGGGGAUGCUAAUGUUCGAUAUGCAUGGCUUGCUUCCUCCAAAGGAGAACUAUCUGCCAUCAUGAAGUAUGGGGUUGGUCACACUGUAUUAUCUGCAUCUAAAUGCACAUAUGGCAUUGGUGUUCAUCUUGCAGCUGCAACCUGCCCUUAUGCCAGUGCAAAUUAUUGUGAUGUUGACGAAAAUGGGGUUCGGCACUUGGUCUUGUGUCGUGUAAUAAUGGGGAACAUGGAGCUUGUCCAUCCUGGCAGUAGACAGUUUCAUCCCAGUAGUAGUGACUAUGAUAAUGGGGUAGAUGACGUUCAAAGUCCGAGUUACUAUGUAAUAUGGAGUAUGAACAUGAACACCCACAUCUAUCCAGAAUUCGUUGUUAGUUUCAAGGUUUCUUCUGAUGUUGAAGAGUUUAUCAGAGGCAACCUAGUUGAUGGAGAAGUUAGGUUUCAUCCAUUGAUUGUUGAUAUCUCCUUGUGGUUGGGGGACUCUCACAUUCAGCAGAUGUUACAUCACUGCAAAUCUGGCCAUCUUUGUGGAGUUGAUAGUAAAAGUAAUGUUGCUGGGAUUAAUAAAGCUGAUCAUGGUCCUCAGGGCUUGUUAACUUGUGAUUCUUCUACAAUAGAUACUGAGAAAGCUGCAAGGGUCAUUGCUAGUGCGCCAAAAGCUCCAAAAUCCCCAUGGAUGCCUUUCCCUAUGCUUUUUGCUGCCAUCACAAAUAAGGUUCCUCCCAAAGAUAUGGAAGCUAUCAAUAUGCAAUAUCAACAAUUCAGGUCAAAGAAGAUAACCCGCGAUGAGUUUGUCAAGAACUUGAGGUUGAUAGUUGGGGAUACUCUCUUGAGGACCACAAUAACAGAUCUUCAAUGCAAGAUGCCAUCAAAGCUACGUGUGAACUAGGGCCAAAAAACAAAGGAGGCUGAAAUCGUAUUUUUCUAAGGAGGUGACGGUCCUUGUACUUGAUUUGUCGCUAUAACAUGGACAAGCAAAACUUGUGAAUAUUGUUAGCUUUUAGAUUUUAUUUAGUGCUUUUCGUUCUCAUCCUCGAGUUUGAACCCAGAAUGUACUAGCAGUUGGAACUUUAUUUUUUUUGGUUAAGAGCCAUUGGAACUUUGUUCUAGAUGAUUUGAGCCAUCUGUGAUCAGAUACACUGUCGAGCCUAAUAAUUUUGCUUGUAUUAGGGGGGUUUCGUAAUUAGAACUCUGCUUUGGGGUGCUCUAUACAUAUUUGUGUCUUCUCGCAGUUGAAAAUGAGUUUUACUUCUA